AUGGGGCUCCGAGGCAAUCUGAAUUCGAUCAUCCGAAUAUGGCUGGCAGUAAUUACCUUCCAGCACGGUCACAGCGAGAACGUCGAACCGAGGGCACUAGACUUAUCAGUACCAUGGCGACCGAUGCCUUACCAUGUGCCCCAACAGCAAUUGCAACAAUCGCAGCAACCGCAGCAGCUGAUCAGUGUUGCCAGCUUCGACACGACAAGCAAGGAUGAGUUGGUUCACAUCGCGCAGCACAAUGCACAGAUCCUGAAGCAAUUCAACCAACCGAUCGCCCAAUACAGCCAACACCCGCAGGGUGGCAUGAAGGUGCAGAUCACGACGCACCAGCAAGCACCCGGACCAGGACCGUCCGCGUCGGUUCAACAGCAUCAUCACCAUCACCAUCAUGCGGUACAGAGUGUUCCGGCAUCCUCGUUCGGACACACACCGGCCGCUCCACCCAAGUACAUGACCACGCCUCUGCUGCAGACGAUCUAUCCUGCGGGUCCGCACAAACAACAAUCAUCACCACCCCAAUCGAAACCGUUCGUAAAGUCCGAUCAAAUCACCACGCUCAACAUGGUGCACAGCUCGACGCCCAAGAUUACGGCCGCCAUUUCUACGCACGGUGCGGUCGGUGUCAAAUCGGCAAAGUUCAACGGGCAAUUUAGGGAUGUUGCACCGACGAUCGUACAAAAAUCGACACUGAAGCCGCACCCGGUCAUGAACAAGCUGCAGUCGCACAUGGCUAUCUCCGGCUUCCGGCAGAAGCAACCAAUCGCCACCAGCUCGAACCGGCUGGAGCAUUUCAUCAAUCCGAAUCACCUAUAUGGUACCUACAUCCAGUUCGGUCAAUCGCCUGCUCUUAGUCCAGCCUCUUUGCCACCUGCCAAGACGAAGUUCCUCAGCCAGCUUAACUCGGGAGUGCCCACGUUUGACUCACAAACCCUGAAGAGCUUUUUCAGCGCACCCGGCUACACUCCCGCAGUGGGACAGUUUAAAAAACUUAACUUCAUCCACCAGCAACAGACGCAGCAGCUUCAGCCUGGAGGAUCGGGAGCAAAGUUUUCGUUCCCACACUUCAACCAGAUCCCUGCUGAUUUGGCCGAGUUCCCGAAAAAAUACGUCACACCAUCGUCGGCGGAGAAAGAACUGAGCAAAACCGUCUCGGGCGGGAUCGACUCAACGCCGCUUUUCCCUCAUCUACCACCGAGCGUCCUUACGCCUUUCUUUCAGCAGGUUCAGCAGCAGCAACAACACAGCUCGUCUUCCUUCAUCUCUGGCAACAAGUACAACAGCUUCAAUCUGAAAACGCAACAACCGGCACCUCCAGUGUCGUCGCAAACGAGUUCUUCCGGUGCAUCCUCGACGAAACACGGCCUAUCACAGGGACAAUUCCAGUCCGAGCGCGAGUCGCUCAGUGCCUUCGGUGGACAGGUAUUCAGUGGAGGUGCUUUCGGAACCUACAGCACACAACAGCCGCUGCCCAUCGAGCAUAAGCCGUACGAGAUCGUAAAGUUCAAGGAGUCACCCGGCAAACAGCUUGCGACCAAAUUCAACGAAAUACACGACGAGUACAGCAAGAACUUGGUGCCACCGCCUCCGAGUACCCAGCAGGCGUUUUUGCCGACCGUUUUGAACCAUCUGUCCGAGUCAUCGCCGAGCAAGGACCCAAUCGAGAUCCUUAACAAGUACAACAUCAAUCCGCAUUCACCGUUGCAGGACGCUAAUAGGUUCAGCUAUGAGUUCCCUCGACCAACGUCAGUGUCGCAGGCAGCACCUACACCUCCAUCCACGGUCAGUACGAAAAGCACGACUACCACGACCCAAUUCCCGACGGCGACUACCCUGCCCAGGCAGCAGUACUACCAGCAUCACUACAACCAAUUCCAGUUUCCCGGCGAGCAAAGCUACCACAAUCAUCAACCCUCCUUGCCGGUUCUGGUAACGCCUGUCAGCGAGCUGAAUGAUGGCGGUUGGCUCGCCCGGGACAAAUACCUGACGACGGAGAAACCGAACGUGUUCAAGAACCUCUUCCGACCGCUGGAAAGCGAGUACAAACAGCACAAGCUGAUGCAUCCGUCGUACACCGGGCUUCCGCCGAACCGGCGGCCCUCAUCGACGGCCUCUUCCACAACCACAGCCAUUGCUGCCAGCGCGGGCGUCACCACCAACUCCCCGUGGGAUCAAUCGACAGAGGAACCAAUCAUAACGCACAGCUUCUUCACGAUCGAGGACGCGAUCGCUGACCCGACGCUGAUUCCGCCGAAAUCCAAGAACAAGUACAAGUACACGACUGACGCGGAGGAGGAAAACCGACAGGACGAUCUGCAGCUGGAAAUCGUCACCAUCGGACCGUUCAUCGGUUCCGAGGAGUCUCCGAUCCAGCAAGUGAUCACAACGCCAGCUCCGAGCCGAGGACACGGUUCCAAGGGCGGAAACGGACAACACCGCCGGAGACGUCCGAAACCACCACAGGGUAGCACCACGACGGAGUACACCACAGAGCAGGAGUCGACGGAAUCUACGACCAACGCGUUCGGAGGAGUCAACAAUCGCAACCGCGACCGCAUCCGGUUCCGACCGAAGCCCGUCACCACCGUACCACCGCCAAUCGCGGCCAUAGUGGAGACGGAACCGGCAACCACGAUCAUUCCGACACCGCCUCCAUUGCCGACGUUCGUGUCGAGCGAAGAAUUCGAUGGAACCGUGGUCAAGAAGUUCCGUAAGAAGCCCCAUUUCACGCGGAAUCGGUUCAAUGUACUUAGCCAACGUGAGGAGGAGAAAAUUCCGUUGUUCGAUCAAACAGAACCAUCGCUAGCAACACCGAUCGUGACCACGAGUUCGUCGACGACCACUGCGGCGGCGGGAGCAAACGUUCUGGUGGACGCACCGCCAUCAGUUUCUACCCUCGGAGGAGGUUUUCGGUCCCGCUACCGACCGGCACCAGCGGCCAAGGGAAAAGGUGAAUCCCAGGAAGACACUGGAGACGGCGUGAAGGUGGUCUCUCGACUUCCAAGCCGACUACCUCCAACGGGAGUCUCAUCCACGGUGACAACGUCCACCGACGCAGCGGCCGUGGCCGUCUUCAAUUCGGACGAAUCGAAUGUCAACUUCUCUGAGCCCCAGAACCGAACCCGCGGCGGCGGCGGCGAACUAAAUCGGCCACGUUUCAGCAUCAAGGAGUAUCGGAACAAGUUGAACCGCACCACUACGGUGAGUACGGCAACCCCGACGAGUACGGUUGGAUCACCGGUUGGUGAUCUGGAGACGACUACGGCUCCGAAACUGCGUUUCCCCACGCGCAACCGGUUCCUACUGAACGCGCGCCUAAACAAGACGGCCGAAUCGAACGAAAUUGCACCGACCGGUGCCGGUGCAACGACGGAAAAGAGUGCUAAUGAAACGACAACGCGAAGCUCGUUCAGACCGCACGGAACGCGCACCUACAAUCGAUUUACGGUGAAGAAACCCUCCACUGAGACACCGGCAGGUGCAUCGACGAAUGCGGCAUCCGGAACGCGUGGUCAAACGACAGCAGGAUCCAAUCUAGCCAACCGGGGCCGCACUAAGACGGCCUAUGAUCAGGCCGUGGCAGCCAACCGGACCGCUUCCGGUUCAACCUUCAACACGACGGCGUCACUCAUUAAUCGGCGACCUCCGAAGAUUACGCUACGACAGCGCAUCCAAAAUUACAACCGGAAGAAGGAGAUGGAACAAACUGCGGUAGCCGCGACCGGAAGCGCGGAUGACGAACCGUUGAAGCGCGAGGAAGCGUCCGAAAUCGCGUCAGUGGACCAGAAUAGUGUGCUGGCGUCGUCGGGAGAGCAGAACCGUCCGAUCGAUGAUCUGGGUUCGCUUGGGGAUCGCUUCGGAUCGUCCAAUUCCGGAGUGGACGACGUGACGACUCGUGCGAGUACGACCGAGGGCUACCGGCACCACGAGACGGCGAUCAUGAAAAUAUCGCCCAAGGAUUCAAACGGUGCCACAGCCACGAACGGCGAGGAUUACGAUCUGAACAGUGCCUCUUCGGAUUAUUCGAAGCGGGUAGUCGAGCUCACGCUGUCUGGGACGGGCAACAAGGACCGGACGCACUUUAAAUCCGUCAACAAGGGUCUGCUCUCGCGGAAAGUUCCAGGAUACUUCACGCUCGCCACCGAAGACCCGAUCCUACCGAUCGAAGCGUUUUUCCCGCAAGUCAAAAAACCGAGCGGUGGCCUAGCGUGA
Molecule: messenger RNA, 4212 nt
Organism: Anopheles nili
Lineage: Eukaryota; Metazoa; Arthropoda; Insecta; Diptera; Culicidae
Product: mucin-5AC-like
Exons: 4
Coding region: 1-4212 (1403 amino acids)
Source: RefSeq, a predicted model, not a curated record